ACUGUCCAAUGAAAGCGCGCCCGAGUGGACAGUCAUCCUAUGUGGAGUUUCUCUCUCUCUUUCUCUCUUUCUUUCGCUCUCUCUCACUCCCCCCCUCUCCCCCCUUUUCUUUCUCACUGCUGCUCAUCCUCUUUACUGGACACUAGCACCAUGUCCAUAGCCAAGUUCCAGGCGGAGUGGAAGGAAAUCGACGAGGAGUAUCAACAAUUGCAGGAAACUCACAAACUGUACAGGCAAAAACUGGAGGAGCUGACCAAUCUUCAGCUCACAUGCAGCAGUGCCAUCGGAAAACAAAGGAAAUGUCUGAAAGACCUCCAAUGCAGUUUAACCAAAUGCGUGCAAGGCUGCGAUGAAAAACAGAAGCAAGUGGUCGCGGACAUCCAAACCCAAAUCAAAGAGAAAGAGAACGUAUUCUUUGACAUGGAAGCAUAUUUACCAAAGAAAAACGGAUUGUAUCUGAACUUGGUCCUGGGCAACGUGAACGUGACGCUCCUCAGCAACCAGGCCAAGUUCGCCUACAAGGACGAGUACGAAAAGUUCAAGCUAUACAUGACCAUUAUCCUCUUGUUGGGGGCCAUCACGUGCCUCUUUUUCCUCAACUAUCGCGUCACAGAUGAAAUUUUCAACUUUUUGCUGGUGUGGUACUAUUGCACAUUGACGAUAAGGGAAAGCAUCCUCAUGACCAACGGGUCCAGGAUUAAAGGCUGGUGGGUGUCUCACCAUUAUGUGUCCACCUUUCUGUCUGGUGUCAUGCUCACCUGGCCAGAGGGGCCCAUGUAUCAGAGGUUCCGAAAUCAGUUCCUGGCUUUCUCCAUCUAUCAGAGUUUUGUGCAGUUCCUCCAAUACUACUAUCAGAGUGGCUGCUUGUACAGGCUGCGAGCUUUGGGGGAGAGGAAUCAGCUGGACCUCACAGUGGAGGGAUUUCAGUCGUGGAUGUGGAGAGGCCUCACUUUUCUUUUGCCCUUCCUUUUUUUUCCAUUUCAGUUUUGGCAGCUGUAUAAUUCGGUGACCUUGUUUUCCUUGGCGGGACACGACGACUGCAAGGAGUGGCAGGUGUUCAUGCUGGCUCUUACAUUCCUGGUCCUGUUCCUGGGUAACUUCCUGACCACGUUAAAAGUGGUCCACCAAAAGGUGCACAACAAGCAGGACAAUGUGAAAAGAAGCGACUGAGACACUCCUCACACACUUGGAUUUUUUUUUUUUGGUCUUUUUGGGAAGUCAACAAACGGCCGGCCGGAUUUAGCACGCAGGCGUCUGUGGAUUCUCUCGCUCUUUCUCUCAGGUGUUGACGGCAGCACCCGCCCAUGCGCCGCGAGAUUUCAAGUCCCGGGCGCAGGUUCUCGCUGACGUCCACUUUGCUGCUCCAUCCUGUGCACGCAAACCACACAAUUGACUGUUUGUUGUGCACUAAUCUACGCAUAUGCAACUACGAGAGGGAUCCACUUUGCCUUUGGCGCGCACGAAGUUUGUCAUGUCCACUCUUUGUGGUUCGUUCGUGUGUUACUGCAGUUCCUGAUUUCGCACCUAGACCUAGAUCUACUAGACUGUCUCUUCCCAGAGAAUACAGUGAACCCCCACAUAUUUGCUUUUUUUUUGGGGGGGGGACAUAACUCGCAUAAACCUUAACAAUUUUUUUUAAUUUACUCGAUGCAUUUUUUUGUUAGGUUUUUUUUUUUUUUUUGUUUAUAAAUUUUGUUGGGGAUUAUUAUUUUUUCUCUCUGCACUAGGUCUCACUCCCUAUCAUAUAGAAGUUUAUUGCUGCCACAACGGAAAAAUCAUUAUCACAUUAAAACAGUUCGCGUUGUACUCUGAUAACUUGUCACGCUUUAACAUACUCAGAUAAGCUUUCCUUAUUGAAUUAAUUAGAAAUGCCUUAAAUUUCUUUCACCCCACGACCCACCCUCGCAACCAAGAUAGCCACGUUUUUUUUUUUUUGUAAUUUUUUAUUUAUGAGAAAAAUAGCACGACUCAAUGUUGUACUGAAUAACAAUAUAGAAUGUAAAAAAAAAUAUUUCGUUGACAGCUUCACUUAAAUAAAUGUCUCUGCAAAGUGAAAAAUGCAGCCUGGUGGCUGGAAUGUAUCCCAACGGGUCAUUGCGGGGUCGCUCAAUGAAUUUCGGCAUGAUUUCAAGCUUUAAUUUAAUGGGACAAUAUCCACUACCUCUUCUCAGCACUCGCUUAAACCCCAUGGUUAGAAACAAUAAAUUUGGCAAAAACAAUUAAAAAAAUAUAUAAAUAGCACAGAACAAGAGAUGCCUACAUGUACUUUUACUGCGAAAUAACCCUGUGAACUGACUGUGGCCGGAUGUUGUGAAAUUUGCUGUUGCCAUCUCGUGGCGGAGUGACCUGCCAGAAAAAAAAAAUUGGAAAAUAAGGUAUCACUGAAUGUUGAAGUUGAGGAACGUCAUUUAUAGUGAAGCUGUGCUUUGUCGCCAUCUUGUGGCAACUGUAGGUAAUUCUAACCCCUUUUCAGGGUUGCCACUCGCUAUCGGAUUUUUGUAUGUUUUGGAGGUUCACUGUACUCUACUUGUUCCUAAACAUUUCCAUCAAACUCAUUUCUGUGGACGCAAUGAAGGAUCUCGGACUUAACAAUUCAAUGUUCUUGGCACGAAUGACCUUUCAUGUGUUUCUGUUUUAAUUCUGCACAGGGGUUCACCACUUUGGACGUAUUAUUAUUUUGUCGUGUUGCACAAUUUGUUUUGUUUUUCUUUUUGGUAUCAAACGCCACCCCUUGUAGUGGCAGUAUUGUAAAACGCUGUCACAUACAGCCAGGACAAGGAAGGGACGACGCAAUUGAUUCUCAUAAUUGCAAUCAACAAAUUAAACAUUUCUAACUGAAAAAUCA
This is a messenger RNA of Hippocampus comes (tiger tail seahorse), 2845 nucleotides long. RefSeq names its product transmembrane protein 120B (gene tmem120b). Bases 40 to 1170 code for a protein of 376 amino acids. The transcript has 12 exons. NCBI's taxonomy places the organism in Eukaryota, Metazoa, Chordata, Actinopteri, Syngnathiformes, Syngnathidae. Gene Ontology annotation, biological process: fat cell differentiation. The record is from RefSeq and is a predicted model, not a curated record. Gene Ontology annotation, cellular component: membrane.